Daucus carota subsp. sativus is the source of this 808-nucleotide messenger RNA. RefSeq names its product caffeoyl-CoA O-methyltransferase. The record is from RefSeq and is a predicted model, not a curated record. Gene Ontology annotation, molecular function: O-methyltransferase activity; S-adenosylmethionine-dependent methyltransferase activity. The coding region runs from base 44 to 703 and encodes 219 amino acids. NCBI's taxonomy places the organism in Eukaryota, Viridiplantae, Streptophyta, Magnoliopsida, Apiales, Apiaceae. The transcript has 5 exons.
CAAAAUUACGUGAAGCAGGAUCUCAGUGGCAGAACCACCACCGAUGGGAAACACAGUGCGCAAGAGUGAGGCUCUUCAAAAGUGCAUCUUAAAUGCCAGCACGUACCCAAGGGAGCAUCAACAACUCAAGAAAUUAAGAGAAGCCACCUUCCAAAAAUAUGGCAGCGCGGAAUGGGGAGUGCCUCUUGAUGAAGGAUUGUUCUUGUCCAUUCUGUUGAAAGCUAUGGACGCAAAGAGGACAUUAGAGAUUGGUGUGUUUACAGGUUAUUCUCUACUAACCACCGCCCUCGCUUUGCCGCAUACCGGCCAGAUAAUAGCUAUAGAUCCAAGUCGAGAAGCAUAUGAAGUUGGCCAGCCAUUCAUCCGCGAGGCUGGCGUGGAACAAAAAAUAAACUUCAUUCAAUCCGACGCCUUUGUUGCUCUAGAGGAGAUGCUAACAAAAGGGGAGGAAUUUGAUUUUGUGUUUGUGAAUGCCGACAAGACCAAGUACAAGAAGUACCAUGAGCAACUGAUAGAAAUAGUGAAGCUUGGAGGCAUCAUCUCCUACCAAAACACAUUGUGUUCCAGUUCAGUUGCCUCCGAGGAAGAAGUAACAGAUGAAGCUAUUGUUGAUUUCAACAACAGCCUAGCUUCUGAUGAGAGAAUCGAGAUCUCUCAACUCCCAAUUGGCGAUGGACUCACCUUGUGCAUGCGCAUGAUCUGAUCAUCUAUCGAUAUGCUAUUUUCUUUGCUUUACUGUUAUUAAUUAACCAGACUAUUAUCUUCCACUUAAAUAAUUAAAUAAAUUGUUUGUGAUCACAUACCUUUC